CUCCGCCCCUCUGUCCCUUCCUCACCAGUGCAGAGAGCUCGGGGACUCAGAGCCCAGCUUGCUAGGCCCUCAGCUAGCGGCCCCAUCAUGGCCCUCCUGAGAUCCCUUCUCACGCUGGUCCUGCUGGCGUGGGUUGUCCUGGCCGAACAAGAAUCGUGCAAAGGCCGCUGCACGGAGGGCUUCAGUGUGGACAAGAAGUGCCAGUGUGAUGAGCUCUGCUCUUACUACCAGAGCUGCUGCUCCGACUACGUGGCUGAGUGUCAGCCCCAAGUGACUCGUGGGGAUGUCUUCACUCUGCCGGAGGAUGAGUAUGGGGCCUUUGACUACCCUGAGACCAAGGACAACGCCAGUGUCCUGACACAGCCGGGGACCCCCACCCUGAACACUGACCUGCAGACUCUGCCUGAGGGCAAUCCUGAGCAGGCGCCUGUUCUGAACCCCAAGGAAGAGCCCCGUGUGCCUGAGAAGGGGACCCAGGCGUCUGACAGGGAGGAUCCAAGGCCCGAGACCACUGAUUCAGAGAGCGAAUACCCCACUGAGGAGGAGCUGUGCAGCGGGAAGCCCUUUGAUGCCUUCACCGACCUCAAGAAUGGCUCCCUCUUUGCCUUCCGAGGGCAGUACUGCUAUGAGCUAGAUGAGAAGGCAGUGAGACCUGGGUACCCCAAGCUCAUCCGAGACGUCUGGGGCAUUGAGGGCCCCAUCGAUGCCGCCUUCACUCGCAUCAACUGCCAGGGGAAGACCUACCUCUUCAAGGGCAGUCAGUACUGGCGCUUUGAGGAUGGCAUUCUGGACCCUGGUUACCCCCGAAACAUCUCUGAAGGCUUCGGUGGCAUCCCAGACGAUGUGGAUGCAGCCUUGGCUCUCCCUGCCCACAGCUACAGCGGCCGGGAGCGGGUCUACUUUUUCAAGGGGAAGCAGUACUGGGAGUACGAGUUCCAGCAGCAGCCCAGUCGGGAGGAGUGUGAGGGCAGCUCCCUGUCCACCGUAUUUGAGCACUUCGCCCUGAUGCAGCGGGCCAGCUGGGAGGACAUCUUCGAGAUUCUCUUCUGGGGCAGAUCCUCUGGCGGUGUCAAAGAGCCCCAGUUGAUCAGCCAGGACUGGCAUGGUGUGCCCGGGCAAGUGGAUGCAGCCAUGGCUGGCCACAUCUACAUCUCAGGCUCAGUGCCCCAGUCCUCCUGGGCCAAGAAACAAAAGUCUAGGCGCCGCAGCCGCAAACGCUACCGCUCACGCCGUGGCCGUGGGCAAGCCCGCAGCCGCAGCCGCAGCCAGAACUCCCGCCGGCCAUCCCGUUCAGCCUGGCUGUUCUGGUCCUCCAGCGAGGAGAGUGGGUUGGGAGCCUACAACUAUGACGACUACGGCAUGGACUUCCUUGUUCCAGCCACCUGUGAGCCCAUCCAGAGUGUCUACUUCUUCUCUGGAGACAAGUACUACCGAGUCAACCUGCGCACGCGACGAGUGGACACGGUGACCCCUCCCUACCCACGCUCCAUUGCCCAGUACUGGCUGGGCUGCCCGGCCCCUGGCCUCUAGUAGGCUCAGAGCCCACCUAGUGGACCUUCUUUAAGCUUCCUCCCCAGUCUCCUCCUCCCGGCCCAAUAAAGGUCCCUUGGCCCUGAGUUUAA
This is a messenger RNA of Tupaia belangeri chinensis (Chinese tree shrew), 1622 nucleotides long. It is a transcript of the gene VTN, whose product is annotated as vitronectin. Gene Ontology annotation, biological process: cell-matrix adhesion; cell adhesion mediated by integrin; immune response. Gene Ontology annotation, molecular function: extracellular matrix binding; polysaccharide binding; integrin binding. The record is from RefSeq and is a predicted model, not a curated record. Bases 88 to 1530 code for a protein of 480 amino acids. The transcript has 8 exons. NCBI's taxonomy places the organism in Eukaryota, Metazoa, Chordata, Mammalia, Scandentia, Tupaiidae.